Eutrema salsugineum is the source of this 2523-nucleotide messenger RNA. RefSeq lists its product as uncharacterized. The record is from RefSeq and is a predicted model, not a curated record. Lineage: Eukaryota; Viridiplantae; Streptophyta; Magnoliopsida; Brassicales; Brassicaceae. The transcript is spliced from 9 exons. Bases 1 to 2523 code for a protein of 840 amino acids. Gene Ontology annotation, biological process: regulation of DNA-templated transcription.
AUGUGGAAGAAGAGCACGAACAGGAAACCAAAGCCUGAGAUUUCCCAUCCUAAGAGCUCGACGGCCAAACGCUCUUUGGAGAAAGCAGACCAUGAUGAGGUUAGGAAGAAGAAGAGGUCAAAAACAGAGAAACAGAGGAUAGAAGCAGCCUUCGAACGGAUCAGUGUUAACGCUAGUCAAAGCCAGGUAACAGACAAAGUUAGAAAGCUGAAGCAAAAUAUUGCUAACACUGUGAGAAAGUCUAUUCAAAAGGGAAAGGGUGGAGAAGACAAUAUUGUGUUUUCUAGAGAUGUUAAGCAGAAAGUGUUUGAAUUGUCGAGAAAAAUAUGGGGAAGCGAUGGUGCUUUGCCUUCCAAAUCAAUGAAGAAGCUUGGAGGAAAACAGAAUAUUGAAGAAGAGGAAAAACCAAGCACUCCACUAUCUUCUGGUGUAGAGUUAGUCUCAUACUGGAAGGCAGAGAAGAAUCAUUCCCUGGCUUUAGAUGAAGCUACGGCACUUGCGUAUUGGAAUAUGGCUGCAGAUGGAAGAAAGAAGAGAGCUUUAGAGGAAAUGCUGAAGAGGAUAAAGGCAAAGGAAAUGGAGCUAUGUUUGGAGAGGAGCACACUUGUGACCGACACCUUGAAUUUUAUUUGCAAAGAAGACAUUGGAUCCUCUUCUGGAAACGUUGAUCCCAUGUUGUCACAAAACGAAGCAGCGGUUGAUGUUAGCAAUGGGAAUGAACGAAAAGAAACAGUGGUUGAUCAUGUUAACAAAGAGACUUGUAUUGCACCAGACGAUGGAAUCAAUAAUGUUGAAACCGGUUUACAAGAUAUUGAAGAAGAGAAAGAUGUUUGUGAAGACUUGGAGAUAGAACAGGAAGAAGCUGAUGAUGUUGUCGCAAGUGAUGCAAACAUAGAAGAGAAAAACGAAGCUUCUGUUACAUCAGAUGCGAUAGAGAAGGAAGAAGUUGCUUGUGUUGCUUCAGAUGGAAUCAAAGAAAGAUCUGUCUCUAGGAAAAAACUUCUUGUUCUUGAUCUUAACGGAUUGCUUGCAGAUAUAGUUUCUACUCCCGCAGUUUCUAAACCGGACAUUAUUAUCAAAAGAAGGGCAAUUUUUAAGAGACCUUUCUGCGAAGAAUUUCUCAAGUUCUGCUUUGACAAGUUUGAAGUUGGUAUCUGGUCCUCGAGAAAGCAAGAAAAUGUUGAAGGAAUCACUGAGUUCUUGCUUGGAGAUAUGAAGAGUAAAUUGUUGUUUUCUUGGGACAUGUCUUAUUGUACUAAGACCACUCUUACGACCCUUGAAAAUAGGCACAAACCUGUUGUGUUCAAGGAUCUAAACAAGCUCUGGGAGAAACAACAUAAAAAACUUCCAUGGGAAGCAGGUGAUUACAACAAAACCAACACGGUUUUGCUCGACGAUUCUCCUUACAAGGCUUUGCUAAACCCGCCAUAUACUGCAAUAUUUCCUCACUCAUACCACCAUCAGAACAAGAAAGACGCAUCUCUAGGUAAUGGUGGUGAUCUGAGACUUUAUCUGGAGAAGUUGGUGGAAGCCGAAAACGUUCAAGAUUUCAUCAAGAUGAAUCCUUUUGGUCAAGAAUCUAUUACGGAAGCAAGUGAUUCUUGGGAGUUUUACAGACUAGCGAUUCCUAAUAGCACUUGUGCAUCUAAGAACCUGAGGAGCAACGGAGAUGAUGGAAAAGAGAGUUUUGCGGUUGGAACUUGGGAGGAAAAAGAAGUGAUAAGCCGAGAGGGACAUAUGAAGCUUAAGACAAAUGUCAUUUUUGCUUCCAUCGAUCAGAGAAGCAAGCAAGCAGGUGGUGAGAGUGCAUGCACCGUUCUUGUAGCGGUUAUAGCUGAUUGGUUUAAUAAGAACGGUAAUCUCAUGCCGAGUAAGUCUCAGUUCGAUAGUUUGAUCAGAGAAGGCUCGUUAGAGUGGAGAAAACUCUGCGAAAACGAAACGUACAUGCAGAGAUUCCCUGACAAGCAUUUCGAUCUAGACACUGUGCUACAAGCAAAGGUCCGGUCUUCUUUAACUGUUGUCAACGGGAAAUCCUAUACCGGGUUUUUCCAGCCUGAAGGGAUGACCAACGAGGGAAGACUCGAGUUUCUGCAACAAGCAAUGUCAUUUGAUAGUAUGUGGGAUGAGAUUUUUAGUCUCGAUGAUGAGAGUGAUGUUUAUAUUGUGAGUUGGAAUGAUCACUUCUUCGUCCUGAAAGUUGAAAAGGAAGCUUACUAUAUCAUUGACACAUUUGGAGAAAGGCUCUAUGAAGGUUGUGAUCAAGCUUACAUUUUGAAAUUCGACGAUAAAACCAUCAUCAGCAAGAAUCUUGAUGGAUCAGAAUCAGAGAUUGUUGUGUGCAGAGGCAAAGAGUCAUGUAAAGAGUAUAUUAAGAGUUUCUUGGCCGCAAUACCGAUUAGGGAUUUGCAAGAAGAUAUCAAGAAAGGAUUAGCCUCGACCGUUCAUGUUCAUCACCGUUUACAGAUUGAGUUUCAUUACACAAAGAUGACUACAGACGCAGAAAAUUGUGGUCUGAAGAGUUAA